This is a messenger RNA of Archocentrus centrarchus (flier cichlid), 868 nucleotides long. RefSeq lists its product as uncharacterized. The transcript is spliced from 3 exons. Bases 43 to 669 code for a protein of 208 amino acids. The record is from RefSeq and is a predicted model, not a curated record. NCBI's taxonomy places the organism in Eukaryota, Metazoa, Chordata, Actinopteri, Cichliformes, Cichlidae. Gene Ontology annotation, biological process: cell surface receptor signaling pathway; T cell costimulation; positive regulation of T cell proliferation. Gene Ontology annotation, cellular component: external side of plasma membrane.
UAAAGAGAUACAGCAAAGAAAGUGCUGUAGAAGGAAAGAAGGAUGCUAAAAUCAGCUUUAUCCGUGCUGCUCUUCUCCUGUUUGCUGGGACCUCUGGACUGUACAGUUAAUAAACAGGAAACAGUCAAAAGUGGAGAAAAUGCCACUCUGCAGUGCUACAGCUCCACAGGUGCUGCUGUCAGCAUGUUGAUGUGGAGGAAUCCUGACCUGCAGUCAGAGCUGGAAGAACCUGACAAGCAGCUUUAUGUGUUGUACAUCAGAGAGAAUCUCAGUUAUGAAAUAUUUCAGCUUCCAUCUUUUAAAGGUCGAGUGCAGCUCAGAGAUCCACAGAUGAAAGAUGGAGACCUCUCUGUGAUUAUCAAAAAUCUCUCCAUGAAUGAUGCUGGAAUAUAUGAAUGUUAUGCUGGAUAUGACAAAGAGGACCCUCAGCUUAUGAGCAGCACCAACCUGACAGUUGAAGAACCAGGUCCAACAGGUGGAACCACAGAGGAUGGAGGGAAGAAGAGUGAUUUUGUUGGAAUUUUUGUUAGCAUGAUGGUCACUAUGAUAAUUUCUUCUGUGCUGUUUUGUGUUCUUCGUGUUUUUGUUAUUGCUUGUUGUAUCUCCAUCGGAAAAUGUCUAAAUCUAUUAAAGUCGAAUUAUCGGUGUCCUGCAGAUCAGGUUCUUUAAAUGCUUCCAGCAGCUUCAUAACUGAACUGUGAGUCCUGCUGCUGUUCCAGGUUCCCAGCAGCCAGUUCAACAUUCACAGUAACUGAAGCUCAGAGUUCACAGUUAAAAUUAAAUGAUGUGAGAUGGAGUGAAAGUGGAAUUUGGCAGCAACACUCACAUCUGGUUUUCCUGUGAUUAUCUGAUCUCACUGCUCAUCAUA